AUGUUGCUGGCUUCUGGUGAGGUCUCCUCUAAGCACCCUGGGGCGCCGUCCUUUUUGGGUGAAGCCGACAGUUCAGUCGGUCUUGCACCCUCCGUGACUCCCCUAACACCUCCACUGCCUCUGCAGCAGCAGCAGCCAUGCAACUGUUGGCCAUAUGCUCCUGACCAGGCAGCGGGGGGGUUGACUGUAGGCACUUCUGCCUGCAGGGGGGGAGGGGGCUCUCCCAUACAGCCUGCUGCGGGGCCGCUGACGGGUCCCAUGCAGCUGCCAGUAGGAGCAGGAGGACCCCCCUGCUUGGGUGUCGAAGGGUCUCGGCUGGCGUCCACAGUUGCACCUGCUGCUGUUGAUGGAGCUGCAGCAACAGGGGGACCGUCCCCUGCUGUGUGGGUUUCUGGAGGGGCCCCGUGCAGCCGGGGCCCUAUGCAAGCGAGUUGCCCAUCCCCGUGUGCCCCUGUCGCUUCAUAUCCAUCCUGUCAUGUCCCAUGUGUGGGAAAGCCUCUACAGCAACCUCCCAUUCCUUGUUACCCGUCACUUCUUAUGGGGGCCUCCUUGGGCCCUGCAGGUCAAGUGGUCCAGCAUCCCCGCUCUUCGCCGCAGGGCCCCCUCAUGUCUCAGCAGCCGCCUCAGCACAGUGUGCUUUUGCAGCAGCACUUGGUACAGCAACAACCCUUGGUACAGCAGCCGGUAUUGCAGAAUCAGCUGUUACAACAACCCGGGGGCAGUCUUUCUGUGUGCUUGCGGCCUGAAGCGGUUAACAUGAUUACUGCAGCGCUCCGGCGUUACCUCGUUACAGUGGUCUCUGAGGUGUAUAGGGAGGUGGCGCGCCCCUGGCGGCCAUCUGGAGGGUGCUGCUCGCAGCUCCAGCACCUUCCUCUGUGCCGCAAAGACCAUGAAGGGGGCAACAGUCCCAUUGGCACCAGUAGCACAGCCACUACCAGCGGGGGCCUAGAGGAGGAUGAGGAGUCAGCUUUCUGCAGCAGCACUAACAACACCAACAACAUUGCUGCAUCUGCAAGCAGCACGAACAGGUGCGGGGGGGAGCCGUCACAGGCUCCCCUAGCCCUUUCAAAGGGACAGUCACCCGAGGACACCCAAGCACCUCGCGCACAAAGACCAUCAACGGCAGCGGCUGCUGCUGCUGCUGCACCAUCGGGUGACGACAGCAACACAGAGGGAACGUGGAGCUUGCUGUGUAAGAAGGAGGCAUUCUGUGGCAGUGCCGCUUCAGCAGCAGCACCUACAGGAGCAGCAGCAGCUCCAUCAUCAUCUACUUCGGCAGUAGGGGAGCAGGCAUAUCAUCUACAAGCCAUAAGGAACGGCCCUUCGGAACAGCUAGCCAAGUACGUGACGCUGCUGCUUCCCUUUCUUUCGGACUCGCCGCAGGAGCUGAGGGCCAGGAACCCCCAGUGUUUUGUUGAGGCACGCAUGCAGCUGGAGGCACUGCGCCAGAGGCAGCAAGAGCAGCCGCAAUAUCAGCAAACCCAACAGAUGCCUUUGCAGCCUCAACACCACCAACAACAGAUGCCAGUGCAGCAUCAGCACCUGCCAAUGCCGCAGCAGCCUCAGCAUCCACCAAUUCCACUGCAGCAGCAACAGCAGCAGCAGCAGCCUGUGGCCCUUCAACAGCAGCCACACCAGCAACCCAUUGCGCUGCAGCAGCACCGGCAGAUGCCACUACAGCAGCAGCCUGAGAUGAGGCUGCACCACCCGCAGCAGUUAUCGCUGCAGCAGCAGCCGCAGCAAGAUGUUGCUGUGGAGGCACCCCAACAACUGUCACUCCAACGGCAACAGCUGCCAACACUUUUGCAGCAGCAGCAACAGCUGACCCGUCCUACAGGCAUUCCCACAUCACCGGCAGGUUUUGCUGCUGGCUGCUGCAGCGCGUUGCGCGAACAUGGAGUGGCGGGAGCCGCAGCAGGAGGCACAACAACAACCACAGCUGCUGCUGGGUUUAGGGGCGCUGACGGCCCUUUCGGUGGCCCUAUUGUCCCUCCGGGCUGGCAAGGAGCAGAAGCGGCGACAGCAGGUGAAGGGGUCCGGGGGGAAGUGCGAAGCCGCCCGCCGUGGCCAGUAGACGAGAGCCUUCGAUGGGGCCCCCAUGCUGCAUCUAGCUGCGCAGGGGGCCCCUCUUUCGGCUUCAUGGGGGCCCCUGCUGCUGCAGGUUCUGCUGGGAAGGGGGAAUGCGCGACGAGCUGCAGCAGCGGCAACGCCGAUGCUGCUGCACUGGUGCAACUGUCUCGCCCGACGCUACCGUCUUCUAUCCCAGCGUCAGCAGCUGGGGAAGGAGCAAGUGCUGCUGCAGGCGACUGCUUGGUGCCCAGAAUGAACCUAGGGGCCGUCGGGUCCUGCAGCCACGACGGACUGAAUUCUGGAAGCAGGGUGAUGAUGCCUUGGGGCUCCAGGGCGGGGGUGCCGCGCCCCUCUCCACCCCCCUUGGGGCAACUUGUUGCCCUCGACUCCCCCACACCUGCUACCAGCGCUUCGCCACCGUGCAUGUGGCCUGUUUCCCCCUCUGCCUCCACAACUGCAGCACCCAACUCCUUGGCGACUACCCCGACGGCAGGCACAGGGUCGGGAGUGACAGGACCAGUAGGCGUUCUUCCUAAUCGCAAGAAACUCGUACCAGCGGAGCUGGGCAGCGUCAUCUCUGCAGAGGGUCUCGGCCGCUCUCCGCGCGGCAACGUGCGCGUAUGCCACAGCCAACCCCACAACGCAUGGCUCGUGCUGUGCUGUGCGGGGGGGGCCGAGAGCCGCGCCUUUUCGGUUUUGCAGCUCGGCUAUGAGGGAGCGAAGCGGGUGGCGCUUCUCUAUGCAGCUCAGUGCCGGCGUCAUCUGAACAGCCGUAGGGCUGCUGCACAGAAGCCUGCCAUGCCAGCAGCAGCGGUGGCAGAGGCUCCCCCCGAACGGCCGUCAAAAGUGAAGACUCCCGAGGACACCUCUGCUGAACUGGCGGCAACGGGAUUGGGCUCGACAGGCCCCCCUGGGGGCUGUUUCAACCUCAUUGACUAUUCAGGAGAUGUCCCGUACACGACGAGAAGUGACGUGUCGGCAAGCCGCGUGGCCCGCCUCAGCCGGCGUGCCAUGGAAUUGCCGUAUGUGCACGGAGUCCGUUUUGAGGCUGAGACGUUCGCAUGGGUGGCGCAGAUGCGGGGGGAGGCCCGUCGUUUUCUUGUCAAGAAACACGGCUUUAUCAAGUCUAGGCUGUGCGCUGUGGAAAAGAUUCAGGCUUGGAGGGCAACGCUGCCGCCGGCGGCUCUGGAGCAGGAGCUUAAAGUGGAACAAGAAGUGCUGGAGAUGCUUCGUACCUCAGGGGCCAAUCCGGCGUCUUCUCAACCGAUGCCGUUAGGGCCUCCCCUUCAGCAGCUCCCUGCUCCCGAUUUCAGGGAGACGUCGGCUUCCCUUGACUUUUAA
This is a messenger RNA of Eimeria maxima, 3411 nucleotides long. RefSeq lists its product as hypothetical. The record is from RefSeq and is a predicted model, not a curated record. NCBI's taxonomy places the organism in Eukaryota, Apicomplexa, Conoidasida, Eucoccidiorida, Eimeriidae. The transcript is spliced from 5 exons. The coding region runs from base 1 to 3411 and encodes 1136 amino acids.